Molecule: messenger RNA, 2102 nt
Organism: Cryptomeria japonica (Japanese cedar)
Lineage: Eukaryota; Viridiplantae; Streptophyta; Pinopsida; Cupressales; Cupressaceae
Product: phytosulfokine receptor 1
Exons: 2
Coding region: 228-1535 (435 amino acids)
Biological process (GO): protein phosphorylation
Molecular function (GO): protein kinase activity; ATP binding
Source: RefSeq, a predicted model, not a curated record
UAGAGAUGCAUAAAAUAAAAUUAGACCUGCAUGGGACCAGGCUGUAAGGAAAUAGAUGGAGUGAAAACUUUCGACAGCGCUUUGUGGAGGAAACGUAGUGGAAACACAAGUUGAAGCCAGAGCCGGUCCACGCUCCCCUAUUCGACCUCCACGCUUCUUGGUCAAACUUUGAACCCCCAAACUAUGAUCUUUAUUAACUUAUCACCAGUCCUCCUCACCAAGUAGCCAUGGCGGCCAUUGCAAAGAUGGUCUUGUUCUUCUCUGUAAUUGUAUUCAGCGCUGCAAAAUAUGUUGUGGGUGCAGAACCAGGAACAGGACCAGGGCCAUUUCUUCCGGGCACGACAGAUUUGGUGUUGGGCGUACACAGAAAUCGUUAUUUGCUGCAAAGCCCACAAAUUGGCCACCCCCCUAACGAUGAUGACGAUGGAAAGAAAAAAAGUAAGAGCAGAACUGUGCUUCUUACGGGUGCUGCGGGGGUUGGAGGAUUCUUGGCUGUGGGGCUUUUACUACUACUCCUCAUCUGGCCCAAGAAAUUGUAUGAGCACUGGAAGAAGAGGAAGAGCGAGCUGAUCAGGGCAGAGCAAAGGGUGGUUGUGACACACACCAAAGAAGAAAGCGUCACUUUUGAUCCUAAACUUUUACCAAUGAAUAUGACUGAUUUGGCCACUGCAACGAAUGAUUUUGAUAAAAACAGGGUUAUUGGGGAUGGAGGCUUUGGAUUGGUUUACAAGGCGUUUUUGCCAAAUGGGAUUGUGGUGGCUGUGAAGAAGCUGAGCAUGGAUGCAUGCCAGGGGGUUCGAGAAUUCCAGGCUGAAAUGGACACUCUUGGAAGAAUCCGGCACCCGAAUCUGGUUGAGAUUUUGGGGUACUGCAUAUCGGGGCAAGAGAGGUUGUUGAUUUAUAAGUUUAUGGAGAAUGGAAGCCUGGAUGAAUGGCUACACGAAAGGGAAGAUGCUGGGAAGGUUUUGGAUUGGAGGAAGAGGAUUAAAAUUAUCAGAGGGGUAGCUGCCGGGCUUUCGUUCUUGCACAAUGAUUGUAAUCCCCAUGUUAUUCAUAGGGAUAUCAAGGGAAGUAACAUUUUGCUGGACAAAGAUUUUGAGGCCCGGAUUACUGAUUUUGGGCUAGCUAGGCAUAUGAAUCCUCAAAAGAGCCAUAUUUCAACACAAGCUGCAGGAACACUGGGUUAUAUGCCCCCUGAAUAUGCAGGCGGGAAUAUUGCUACCGCACAGGCCGAUGUUUACAGCUUUGGGAUGGUGAUGAUGGAGAUUGCCACGGGGAGGAGACCUAAUCUCCAUAUUAUGGACACCAACAAGAGAACUCUACGGAAUUGGGUGCAUGGACUGGUGAAAGAAGAAAAGUACAUGGAUUUGUUGGACCCUUCUCUCAAAAAUACAUUCAUUGCUCACCAACAUUCUGAGGGGGAAUUGGUUUUGUUCUUCGAAAUUGCAUGCGAGUGCACAUCUUAUGAAGUCCAACAGAGGCCUGCAAUUCGGGAUGUUGUUACUAGACUUGCAGCUAUUGUUUCCCAGACCUGAGGAGUACUUGGCUCCAUUAGAGUCUUAGGAGAGAUACACUAUGACACAGAGGUUGUGGCCAGAGUUGAGCGAGGAUGAGCAUAGAUCGAUAGAGGCCAAUGGAUUACUACACAUCAUGUUCUUGCUUGAGAUCCUGGUGAACAUGGACUUGCUAACUGCAUUAGGCAAGCGAUGGCGCUUGAAGACUUCACAUUCCAUCUAUUGACCGAAGGAGACAAAGGAGGGGAGGGGCUAGGAGGAUAGUGAGGGGGAGAGGAUGAGGGGUGGGAUUAUUGAGGGAUUGGAGGGAGAGGUGGCCAAACUAAGGUGGCAGCUACAGGAGGCCAUGGAUGAGAGGGACAGGGCCAGGGGUUGGACCUUCAGUAGCUCAAAUUUUGUUGAGGCCCACUGGCUCUAAGGGAGGGAGUUCAUCAUAUCUUCUUGAAUCCAUUUUUGUAUUAGCUGAUUUUGUUCGAUGAUGUGGACACCUUCGGGUGAUUUUAUAGUCAUAUGAUUUUUGGGCAUCAGUGUAUCAUGACACAUUAGUUUUUGAUAUAUAUGCGAGAUGAUCUAUUUUGGCGACAAUUA